Cynocephalus volans (Philippine flying lemur) is the source of this 2007-nucleotide messenger RNA. RefSeq names its product zinc finger protein 607-like. Gene Ontology annotation, biological process: regulation of transcription by RNA polymerase II. NCBI's taxonomy places the organism in Eukaryota, Metazoa, Chordata, Mammalia, Dermoptera, Cynocephalidae. The record is from RefSeq and is a predicted model, not a curated record. Gene Ontology annotation, molecular function: RNA polymerase II cis-regulatory region sequence-specific DNA binding; DNA-binding transcription factor activity. The transcript is spliced from 4 exons. The coding region runs from base 1 to 2007 and encodes 668 amino acids.
AUGGCCCCUGAGUCAAUCACAUUCAGGGAUGUGGCCAUAGACUUCUCUCGGCAGGAGUGGGAAUAUCUCAGCCAGGUCGAGAAGACCCUGUACCGGGAUGUGAUGAUGGAGAACUAUGGUAACUUGGUUUCAUUGGGACAUUCCAUUUCUAAGCCAGAUGUAAUUACCUUAUUGGAGCAAGGAAAAGAGCCCUGGAUGAUUGUGAGUGAAGAAACAAGAAGAGAGUGUACAGAUUUGGAAUCAAGGUGUGAAAUAAUCAGCGAUGGACAAAUUUACAUUUAUAGGAAACACUCAUCUCUUACUCUGUAUCAUAGAAUUCUUAAUGGAGAGAAGCCAUAUGAAUGUAAGGAAUGUCACAAAGCCUUUCGUCAUCUUACACACCUUACAGUACAUCAGAGAAUUCAUACUAGAGAGAAACCCGAUCACCAUAAAGAGUUUGAGAAGGCCUUUAGUCAUCUUACAGACCUUGGAGAACAUCAGAGAAUUCACACUCGUAAGAAAUCCUAUGAAUGUGAAGAAUGUGGGAAAACUUUUAGGAAUAACCAUCAACUUAGUGUACAUCAUAGAUUUCAUAGUGGUGAGAAACCUUAUGAAUGUAAGGAAUGUGGAAAAACCUUUAAUGUUUAUGCACGACUUAGUCGACAUCAGAGUAUUCAUACUGGUGAGAAACCCUUUGAAUGUAACAAAUGUGGGAAGUCCUUUAGGCUCAAAUCAGGCCUUAAAGUACAUGAGACUAUUCAUUCUGGUGAGAAACCCUAUGUAUGUAACGAAUGCGGGAAGGCUUUUCGUCAGUUUUCACAUCUUGCAGGUCACAAAAGAAUUCAUACUGGAGAAAAGCCCUAUGAGUGUAAGGAAUGUGGGAAGGCCUUCAGAUGUAGGUAUCAACUUACCAUACAUCAGAGAAUUAAUACUGUGGUGAAACCUUAUGAAUGUAAAGAAUAUGGAGAGGCUUUUACUAGUAGUCAUCAACUUACUACACAUCAUCAGUGUGUUACUGUUGAGAAACCCUAUGAAUGUAAGGAAUGUGGGAAGGCCUUUAGUGUGUUUGGACGACUUACUCGACAUCAGAGUAUCCAUAGUGGUAAGAAACCCUUUGAAUGUAACAUAUGUGGGAAGUCGUUCAGGCUCAGUUCAACCCUGAAAGUACAUCAGAGUAUUCAUACUGGUGAGAGACCCUAUAAAUGUAAGGAAUGUGGCAAGGCCUUUGCUCAAUCCUCACACCUUACACAUCAUAACAGAAUUCAUACUGGUUACACACCCUUCGAAUGUAAAGAAUGUGGGAAGGCCUUUCGUUGUGCCUCAUACCUUGUUAGACAUGAAAGAAUUCAUACUGGGGAGAAACCCUAUGUAUGUCAAGAGUGUGGGAAAGCUUUUAGUUAUAGCCAUAAACUUACUAUACAUCAGAGAAUUCACACUGGUGAGAAACCCUAUGAAUGUAAGGAAUGUGGGAAGGCCUUUAGUUUGUAUGGACAACUUACUAAGCAUCAGAGUAUCCAUAGUGUUAAACCCUUUGAAUGCAACAAAUGUGGGAAGUCCUUUAGAUUCAGUUCAAAACUGAAACUUCAUCAGAUUAUUCAUAGUGGAGAGAAACCCUAUGUAUGUAAGGAAUGUGGGAAGGCCUUUCGUCAUGCCACAAGUCUUGUACAACAUGACCAAAUUCAUACUGGUGAAAAGUCCUAUGAAUGUAAAGAAUGUGGGAAAGUCUUUUGUCAUGCUUCACAUCUUGUUAAUCAUGAGAGAAUUCAUACUGGUGAUAAACCCUACGAAUGUAAACAAUGUGGGAAGGCCUUUCGUUGUUCCUCAUAUCUUGUUAGACAUGAGAGAAUUCAUACUGGUGAAAAUCCCUAUGUAUGUCAAGAGUGUGGGAAAGCUUUUAGUCAUAGUCGUGAACUUAGUAUACAUCAUAGUGUUCAUAGUGGUGAGAAACCCUUUGAAUGUAACAAAUGCAGAAGGUCCUUUAGGCUUAGUUCAAUACUUGAAGUACAUCAGAGAAUUCAUACUAGAUAG